GUAUUUAACGUCAUCCCAGUGUAGUUAGGGUCUGAGCAGAGAGGUAAACAACAGCACGCUGGGUUUAAAGUCUCAUUAAAAUGCGCUUAUACGAAUAAAAACAACAUGGUGUUUAUAAGAAUCUGCAGACUGCUUCCUACUUCAGUGUCACUGGUGUCACCAAGAGUUAUUAUCACCCGCAGCAGCAGCCGCAGCAUGGCCUCCUCAGACCCGGCGGCAGCGGCCCCAGACCCGGCAGCAGCAGCAGAGACGACCCGCUUCGACUUCCUGGUGAUCGGCGGUGGGUCCGGAGGUCUGGCCGGAGCUCGGAGGGCGUCGGAGCUCGGAGCGACCACCGCCGUGAUCGAGAGCCACAGACUCGGAGGUACCUGCGUCAAUGUUGGCUGUGUCCCAAAGAAGGUUAUGUGGAAUGCAGCGGUUCACGCCGAGUAUCUCCACGAUCAUGGUGAUUACGGCUUUGACGUUGGAAAUGUUCGUUUCAGUUGGGAAGCUCUCAAGGCCAAAAGGGAUGCUUAUGUUAGUCACCUAAAUCGCAUUUAUCGCAACAAUCUUGACAAAGCUAAAAUCCAAACUAUUCAAGGUCACGCCACGUUUACAAAUGAUCGUGAGCCGACUGUGGAGGUCAAUGGAAGAAAAUACACAGCGCCUCACAUCCUCAUCUCUACUGGAGGGCAGCCUACUGUUUUGACUGAUUCUGAAGUUCCAGGGGCAAAUUAUGGCAUUACCAGCGAUGGCUUUUUUGAACUUGAAUCUCUGCCAAAGCGCACUGUGAUUGUGGGUGCCGGUUAUAUUGCAGUGGAGAUGGCAGGCAUCCUCUCCACCCUGGGCUCCAAAACAUCCCUCAUUAUUCGACAGACGGGAGUUUUGAGGAACUUUGACAGCUUCAUAAGCACAAACUGCACCAAAGAGCUGCACAACUCUGGUGUGGAUCUGUGGAAGAACUCUCAGGUGACUUCGGUGUGUAAAACGGACCGGGGGCUGGAGGUGACACUCGUCACCAAAGACCCGGAGAAGAAGAACGACGAGGAGAAGAUCAGCAAAAUCCAGGAAGUGGACUGCCUCCUCUGGGCCAUCGGCAGGCAGCCCAACACUUCUGGACUGAACAUCGGCGAGAUGGGUGUGGAUACAGAUGAACGAGGCCACAUCGCUGUGGAUGAGUUUCAGAACACCAGCAGACAAGGGAUCUACGCUGUAGGGGACGUUUGUGGCAAAGCUCUCCUCACACCUGUUGCCAUAGCUGCAGGCAGGAAGCUGGCACACAGACUGUUUGAGGGCAAGAAGGACUCCAAGUUGGACUACUCGAGUAUCCCCACAGUGGUGUUCAGCCACCCUCCCAUCGGCACGGUGGGCCUCACAGAAGAGGAGGCCAUUAAAUCCAGAGGAAAGGAGAAUGUGAAGGUCUACAAGACUUCUUUCACUCCGAUGUAUCACGCCAUCACGAGCAGGAAGAGUCAGUGCAUCAUGAAGCUGGUGUGUGAGGGCAAGGAGGAGAAGGUGGUGGGUCUGCACAUGCAGGGCCUGGGCUGUGAUGAGAUGCUGCAGGGCUUCGCUGUGGCCAUCAAAAUGGGUGCUACCAAAGCAGACUUUGACAAGACCGUCGCCAUUCACCCCACCUCGUCUGAGGAGUUUGUCACGAUGCGUUAACACAAACACAAACUCCCCCCCCCCCCCUUGCUUCCCUAUACGACCAGUAACUGUACCACUCUCGCAUCAGCUUGACGACUUGCUUUCUAAAACUACAUACUUCCAUUUUCUCUCACUUAAAGUGACCUUACAUGUGCGCAGUGUUUCAUCUUUUCUAAUUUAUACCUAAAUGGACCAAGACCGAGUUAUGGCCUCCUUAAAGUGUACUGUGGGUCUUGAUUAUUGAUUGAAUUUUCCAUUUUAAUCAUUGUGAAAUGGAAGUGAUGGAUCUGCAGGUAUUGUUGUCAAGUUAUUGCAUGGGAAAUCAAAAAGACCUCUUUCCUAGUGUAUGUGUUUGAUUUGUGAGUAAUUUGUCAGAUGAAUAUAUUACAAACACUGCUGCUCCUUACGGUACCUAUUUACUACCAAUGCAAGGUCAUAACAUAUCUAAUGUACUGUUCUAAAGAUUCAAUAAACACGCAGGGUUUUUUCUUAA
Messenger RNA from Sebastes umbrosus (honeycomb rockfish), 2119 nucleotides. RefSeq names its product glutathione reductase (gene gsr). Gene Ontology annotation, molecular function: flavin adenine dinucleotide binding; NADP binding; glutathione-disulfide reductase (NADPH) activity. The transcript is spliced from 13 exons. Gene Ontology annotation, biological process: glutathione metabolic process; cell redox homeostasis; cellular response to oxidative stress. The record is from RefSeq and is a predicted model, not a curated record. NCBI's taxonomy places the organism in Eukaryota, Metazoa, Chordata, Actinopteri, Perciformes, Sebastidae. Gene Ontology annotation, cellular component: mitochondrion; cytosol. Bases 106 to 1644 code for a protein of 512 amino acids.